Pristis pectinata (smalltooth sawfish) is the source of this 3694-nucleotide messenger RNA. RefSeq names its product platelet-activating factor receptor-like. Gene Ontology annotation, cellular component: membrane. The record is from RefSeq and is a predicted model, not a curated record. The transcript is spliced from 4 exons. NCBI's taxonomy places the organism in Eukaryota, Metazoa, Chordata, Chondrichthyes, Rhinopristiformes, Pristidae. Gene Ontology annotation, molecular function: chemokine receptor activity. Gene Ontology annotation, biological process: chemotaxis; positive regulation of Rho protein signal transduction; phospholipase C-activating G protein-coupled receptor signaling pathway. The coding region runs from base 225 to 1322 and encodes 365 amino acids.
CUGCUAGUGUGUAAAUUGCACUAAGAAUAUGCUACUGUAAGAUUUCUCUCCAGUUUAUUUCUUUAGCACAUAUUGAAUCCACAGGUAAUCAGUUGCUGACUCAGGGACACUGUUUCCAGGAGAUGACCAUGAAAAAUAACUGGUGUCCUGGGCCUUGCUUUCAAAGUGGACCAAGUUACACCUCUUCACAAACCGCAGGCUGUGUGCUGCAUUGAGAUCCAGAUAUGGAAGAAACCAUGAACACAACAUGGUCACUGCCGUGGAACAUGACGGAGGAGCCCUUAAGUAUGAUAGAGACAACAAUGAACUCCAGUGACAACUACAGUUUGAUUACGAGAGCAGUACAUGAGGCAUGUGACACCUGGCACCCAGUUCAGAACUUUAUUCUUCCACUCAUCUACUUGGUGGUCCUGUUCGUAGGACUCUUCGGUAACUUCAUUGCACUUCUGAUAUUCCUUCAGAAUGCCAGGAAGAUUAAAAAAGCAAUCCGAGUGUACCUGAUCAAUCUCACCUUGGCUGACAUCCUGUUUAAUGUCACUCUGCCAUUCUGGGUGGUUUAUUACUUCAAAGGUGGAGACUGGAUCUUCUCAGAAGUCAUGUGCCGGAUGGCAGGAGUGUUCUACUAUGUGGCGACAUACAGUGCCAUCACGUUUAUGAUCCUCAUUAGCAUUAACAGGUACUGCACAGUACGAAUGACAAAGCUCCAGAUUCCUUUGAAUGAACCAACAGGAUCUCUGUACACCUGCGGUUUAGUUUGGAUGUUUUGGUUAGCUUGCAGCAUUCCUGCAUUGAUACAGCAGCAAACAACCAGAAGAGGACUUAAUGCCGUAAAAUGUUUUGAAGAAUAUUCUGACAGAAGCAGUUAUGUAUAUGCAUCUUUCAUCUUCUUCCUCAUAUCCUUCUUGUUUGUUCUACUGAGCUACAUUUCAAUUAUGAAAGCUCUUUCAUCCCAGGGAAAUGCCCUGAAGGGCAUGCAUCGAAGGUUAGCUAGAUCAAUGGUGCUGGGAAUGCUUAUUGUGUUUUUGGUCUGUGUUUUACCCUACCAUCUUUCCCUAAUCCCCUGGGAGUUAAGCAGGGCUAACUCCAAAGAGACACCCGGUUGUGCCCCUCUCAAAGGCAUAGACAUAGUGCACAAAUUGAAUUUGGCUUUGCUGAGCAUGAACAGCUGUGUUGACCCAAUCAUAUACUGCUUCUCCGUGAAGAGAUUUCGCAGAGAAUUGAACAAGAUAUUCAGAAAACUGGUUCGCCGUUUGCCAUUUCAAGCACACACAAUCGAGGCUUCAGAAACUCACAUCAGGUCAAAUUCACUCACUACCUCAUAAACUUCAGGCUGAUAAGAAUUGGCACCAGUCAUCACAUUCCAGUGCUUUAUAUCUCUUCAGCUCGGGUAAAAUACUCGAGGUCCUCCCUGGGUGAAAUUACUGUCAGCUUUAUUGUUGCAAUUGGGCUCUUUCCAUCUGCACCCAGCACCAAAUGAAACUUGAUGACUCAAAGGAUGAUUGUGACAGUUUCUGUUAUUUUAAUGACUGAAGGGUGAAUUUUUAUCUUCUAUUUUUAAUGUAUGAAAAAUGCAGACAGGGACAUUUUCAGUAUCUAUUGCCAACAUCUGGGCCAGGAGCAUCAAAGGCUAAAAUUAAACCAUGUUUCCACAUUAAUGGUUUUAAUGGAACAUUGCCUAUAUGAUAAUGUAUGAGGGAUAUUUUUGUGUGGAAGAUUUUCUGGAAAAGUGUACCACUUUUAAUGUAACAUGUGAAAUGCCAGAAAGGCACAAUAUGCUUAUGCCUAGUGUGGGAGUUCUUUCUCACCAUUGAUCCUGACAUAAAUACUCCAUUCCUGAGCAUUUCAAAGGGAAAUUGCAAUUAAACACAUGACACUCAUAUUUUUCUCCAUUGCAAACAAUCCUGGUCAUAUUGGUUUCUUUGAAAGGUAGUUUGUGAGCUUAAUUUUGAACCUGUUUUGUACACAAAGUACUUCAUGGAUUAGUAUUUUGUAAUUUUUAAAAAAAUGCUGAAAUAUUUAUGUUUUUGUUUAAACUCUUUUAAAUCCUGACCUUGACUAUGCUUAGUUAUGGAGCUGAAGGUAAUUAACACAAGAAUCUAGGCUUCCAGUGUGACUGUUGUUAAUGAGAAUUCUAUGAAGUCUUAUUGAUUGUGUGGUUGAUGCAUGCAAAUGAAGGCUUACACACUAAGUGUAAAACAAAACUGCUACUAUUUAUAGAAGACUUCAGAGUCACAGAAUAAUUUGCUACAUCAAAUCUGUGCUGGUAUUUUCUCCCCCAUUCACCAUCCAGUCCAUUUCCACUAUCCUACUCAUUCACCAUAUGCUAAAUAUAUUUCAAGCAACCAGCUAACUUGCUUUUGCAAGAGAUUUGACACUUUGCUUCAACAAUAGGUUUGUGACAUUAUAACUGCCCUGCUGCAUAUAAAGGUGUCUUUACCUUACAUUUCAUUCAAUUCUUUUUGAUCUUAACUUAAAUUUUGUGUUCUCCGUAUCAUUUUUCUGGUCAGCAUAUCCACACUAUGGAGUCCUGAAGACCUCUUUUAGGCCAUCCCUGAAACUUCGCAGCUCUGGUGAAAAAUGUUAAAUUUAUUAAAUGAUCUUUCAUUGCUGUGUUUUCAAGACCAUGUCAAUAAAUUUACAUUGCACCUUUUUGAUUGUCUUGUUUUCCUAAGAAGAAUCAAGAAGAAUCAGUACAUAAUGAUCCAUCUAGGAUUAUGAUCAAAAUCAUCUUUGCCUGAGUUCAAAACCAGGAAUGACAUAUCAUGGCAGAAUAAUUGGCAGAUGGCUACAGUGACACAGAAGUUAAGUUACUAAUAAUCCAAAGGCCCACACAAACAAGCCAGAGACCUGACCUCAAAUCCCACCAUUUGUAAAAUAUUACCAACAAUCACAAAAAAAAGUAGCAUUUGGUUAACUAAUGACCUUCAGGGGAGGAAAUCUGCUAUCUUUCCUUGAGUUAGCUUAUUGGUGAAUCCAGACUAUUGUGAUUGACUCCUAAAAUCUCUCCAUGAAGGCUCAACUAGUUCAAAGGUUGCAAUAAAUGCUGCCUUGAAAAUAAUGCCUAGAUCUCACCCCCCCCUCCAACUCCCCCAAUUGGCUAAAUUAAGUAUAGGUGAGGAAAAUAAAGACAAAGAAAAACAUUUGGAAGAAUUGUCUCAGCUUGAUAGAGAUGCAGCUCCUGGCCACAGAAGGAGUAUUUGCGGUAACCAUGGAGAUAUAGCUUCCUAUAUUCCAGCUGAAGAAGAUUAGCAUCAUUGAGAAUUAAAUAGACAUUUUGGUUAGGAGAAUAAAAUUUUAAAAAUAAUGGCAACCGUGUUCAACUAUAUGGAUCCUAAUAUUUGCACACAAUAAUGUACUAUGUCAAAUAUUUGAGAUAAUUGACCAUGUGUGUGGAGGUUGAGGUGGUGUCAUGACUAUCCAAUAGAGCAUCACAGACAAGCCUUUUCAAAAUCUGUAUUUGAACCAUCAAGCUGCGUUACAGUAUGUAAAUCAAAACAUAGGAUACACCUAUUUCCUAGGCCGUAUCUCUGAUCCAGACAUGGUUAGAGAAUGAGAAGUGCAGUGACUGAACAGGAACAGAUGGCCACUGAUGUUUGGGAACUACGGGUUUAAAACUUUUAAACAGGGAAGUAAAAAAGGGAAAUUCCUGCAGAUAAUAUUUUAGUAAACAGAAAAAUCUGAGGAGAAGACAAUU